UGAAAAUGGCCGCUUGACCGUCUUAAGCGGCUUGCUGUCAAAAUAUAAAAAUAAUUUAAAGUAGCGCGUAUGAAUAAUUUUAAUGAAAUCAAACGAAUUUUACCACGUUCUUUUGUAUUAAGAUUGGAUGAAACAAAUAAUUUUUAGCUCAGAUGUUGUAACAAUUAGCUCGCAAAGGUCAUUUACACCUUUGCAAUUCGCUUCGUGUCGUGCGUAUUGAAGCAGCACUUGUGAAUCGGUGUUUACGUCUCAGGAUGAGUGAGGAGGAUAGCGAAGGUUCGCCCGUGCGGUUCAAACGGAAAAGCAAGACUGUGGAUGUCUUAACUUCUUCAUCAGAGUCCGAUAGCGAUGAUAGCAUCGGCGUGGCGGAUACACGUAGAAAGAGGCUUCGGGUUUUAAGUGACGAGGAAUCUGCCAGCGGUAGCGACAGCUCAGUGGUAGUUGGUGGUGUCCGUAGACGUGAGCUGUAUAAACUGAGAUAUUCAGAUGAUGAGAGUGACAUUUCGGGAUGGACUACUGAUGACUCCAAUGCAGCAAAGAAGCUACCAACACCCCAAAAACCUACAGGACAAACAUCAGGAUUUGCAUCAGACAGUUCUGAAGGCAAUUCUGAUAAAUGUUCAAUCUGCCUUCUCCGCUUCAAAGACCAGGAGGUGGGCACUCCGGAGAACUGUGACCAUAUAUUUUGUGUGGACUGCAUAUCGGAAUGGGCAAAAAAUGUCAAUACAUGUCCGGUAGAUAGGAUUACGUUUAAUUCUAUAAUUGUGAAAACCCAUGCUGGUGGAAGUGUCAUAAGGUCUGAUCCCGUGAAAGUGCUGCCACGGAGACCUUCAUCAGAUAUACUUAUAGUGGAAGAUUCAACAUAUUGUGAGGUGUGUUCAAGUCCAGAUAAUGAAGAAACAAUGUUACUAUGUGAUGGUUGUGACCGUGGAUAUCACAUGCAGUGCCUCACACCACCUCUCAAUACAGUGCCUUUAUCUCAAUGGCUUUGCUCAUAUUGUCAAGAACUUCUGGAUGCUAACAACACAUCUGAUGUCGAAGACCUGGAAGCCAUCAGGUCACGAAGGUUGCGAAGAAAUUUAAGAACAGUGCCAAGAAAUUAUGACACAAUUGAAGGGCCGUCCACAUCAAAUGGUCGAAGUAAUGAACGUUUAAAUGAACCAACUACGUCUCGGGGUACGAGUACGUCUCAAAGAAGGUCCAGAUAUUCUAGAAGAUCAACAGGAACGCAACGCAGGAAACGGAAAUUAAAGACUAAUGCAGAUGGAGACAGACAAAAUAGAAAUAAAAAACUUAAGAAGCUAAAGAAGAAAAGGAGGACGAGACGGCAACCGAGAACAGCGGCUCGUCGUUCCCAUGUGAGAGCGAGUGUGAGAGCACAACUUGUCAAUUUGAAAAUUACAUCAAAUGAUGUAAGGAUCUUCUCCUCGCCAUCAGAAGCACAGAACUUGUCCAGUCUACGGCAAAGAGCUGGCAUCACUUCACUCAGUCUGUUCGGUAAUGACUACGAGCUGGACCAUUUCACAGAUGAUGAACAAGAUAAUUCUAGUGGACUGAUGACUGCCGUUAUGAGACCGACUUCUAACAUGCUGUCUGCUUACAGACAGGCAAGAAGAAAGAUGAUUUCUAUCCCAUCUCCUCCACAAACUUCAACAGCACCGGAUAUUCUAUCUAGUAUAAUAGAAAGUCAAACUUUAUUACAUUCUAAGAAUUCUAUCGUCUCCGUAUCUGUAGAUGGUAGUAUUGAUAUUAAAUUAAAAAGAAAUAAAAAAAGUAAUUUGACGAAAAAUAAUUCAAAUCCAACAAAAUCUGAUGAUAAACUUGAUUUAUCAAAAGGCGAAGACGCAUCUAAGAAAGCUCCAUCUUAUCCCGGACAGUCUCGUGGCGGUGGUUGGGGCGGAGGAUACCGUGGUAACUACCACAGGGAACAAAACUCUAAUAAUUUCAACAGAGGCAAUAAUUAUGACAAUAAUUACGGAGGCAACUAUCAAAAUCAAAGACAGGGAAAUAUGAAUUUUCAAAAUAACAUGAGGCGUGAUGAUUCCGAUAAUUUUGGUAACUACGCGAGACGGCCACCGCAAUAUUCACACAACGAUGACAACUUUUAUGACAGACAAGUACCGAAUAGAAGACAGAUUCCAAACGAUGGUAAUAGAGGCCAACAUUAUGGUCCACAUCAGAGAUUAAAUGAUCAAGGACCAGGUCGAUAUAGUUUAGGUCCAUCAUGGCAAUCUUUCCCAAUGGGAAGUGGACCACGUCCUGAUAACCCAAUAACGCACAAUAGACAUUCUUUCGGUGGAUUCGAAAACCCACUUGAUAUGCGAAUGGGACAAGCACCUUUUCCUGUUAACACAAUGAACUCAAAUAGUGAUAUGUUCUCACGCUCAGAAACCGUCGUUAAUAAAUCUCAAACUUCAGAUUAUCAGCCAUUACCGGAACCACCUAUAUUUAAUUAUUCAAAAAUUACAGAACCUGAAAAAUCUGAAGAUGAAAAAAGUGAUUCGGGCUUGGUGAUCGAUACUGAAAAAUAUGAUCCUACCGAACCUACAAAUGAUGAUGAUGAUAGUUGCGAAGAUGAUAAAGCAAUAAAGCAAUCGAAAUCAGUGUCCCUACCCGCCCUACCCGCUCUGCCCGACCUGCCAGCUCUGCCCGCCCAGCCAGCAGCGGCCGGGCACUCUCCCCCGCCCACACCCGCCGCCGUUCAAAAUAUAUUGGCGGGAAUCGAUACUAGUACAAUGAAUGUGCCUCAUAAUAUUUUAGAUAGUGCAGUUAGGCAAGUUUUAAAAGAACAUAGAAAUUUAAUAUCUUCACCUAAGUUACAAUGUAAUGUGUCUAAUAAUGAUAAAAGUGAUGACGAAUCAGAUGGUGAUUGUCCAAAUUUUUCUAUUUAUUCCGCCACAAGUGUUCACAUUGCAAAUAAUAGUAAUAACUUACCUGUAGAGGUCGCUAAAGAAGUACCGCAAGACAAUCUUGAAGACCUCGUGCAGGAGGACGAUGAUCCUCCGCCCGAAUUUACCAAAAAUGAGGCCUCAAAUACACCUGUAAUUAAUAGCAAAACAAUAACAGAUACAACAAGCAUUAGUAGUAAACCUCAUUAUUCUAGUUCAGAAAGCAGCAUUAAAAAGAAAACAGACGAAGAAUAUAAAGAGAAAGUAUCAAAAAGGUGUCCGAUAACUACUAACACGAGAAAUCCUAUUAAAAUAAAACUUAAUACACAUUCACUUAUAAAAAGACAUUUAAACUUAUACGAUGAAGAAGAAACUAAUGAAGAAACAGAGACAGUAGAUAAAGUUGAGACAGUCGAUAAAACUGAGAAAAGUGAUAAAUGUGAGACAAACGAUAAAUCAGAGACGACUGGCAAAUUUGUCUCCAUUGUCCGUGAGCCAAAGCCUGAAGACGAACCAGAAGAGAAUUUAAAUACGAACCCGGAUAAAAAUAAAGAAAAACGGGAAGAAGAGACCAAUAACCACAUAUCUAAAGACACGGCUGUUUCUGAAGACAAUAAUGAUACGGAAGCACCAACGAAAUCUCCAGAAUCUGAUAAAUUUGUCACAGAGAAAAACAAAGACAACAGUGACUCAGAAAACGCAGACAAUGCCGAAAUAAAUAGUGAAAUAGCUACAGAAGAAGUAAAAGAGUUAGACGAAGAGGCUGAGGAACUACCAACGGAACUGUUAUCAAAAGAUACAGAUGCUAACAAUAAAGAGCUUGGUAAAUCGGAUAGCGAAAAGUCUGACAACGAAGUACAUUCUGAGGAUGAAGAUUCCGACGAUGAACUCUGCCUUAAAGCUCAUUCGCCUGAAAAGGAUAGCGUCCCGGAAAAGGCAGGUGUUGAGAAAAUGACCGAGUCUAUAAGUGAAACCGAAGACGAACGUAGCUACACGCCUUGCCUCGACGAGAACAAGUCGAAAGAUACGUCGCUAGAAAACGAAAAAGAUAAGGGGAUAGAAGGUCUAGACACCGAGAUGAUAUCCGAAGACGAAGGAAACGAAAUGUUUUCUGAAAAUGAAAAAGCUCCCUCGGAAACGUCGCUCACAUCACCGGUUAGAACGCAACCGACCGCCGCUGAGGAGGAAAUAGUUUCAGUUAAGAAAAAAGAAAGCAAAGGCGAAGAUCGUGAUGAUGUUAAAAAGAAAAAGAAGAAAGAAUCUAAAAAGGAAGCCAGGGAUAAAAAUAAAAACAAACAUAAGAAAGCCGAUAUUUCCUUUAAGAAGCUUAGCAAAAGUGGUAAAGAAAGGAACUACAGAGAAAGGGAUAAGGAUGACAAGGGUAAGAAUAAAAAAGAUCGUCGCGAGUCGAGCGAAACGGCGGAAGAGAAACAAAAAAGGCGCAAAGAAAAAAGAAAAGAUUUAGAGCGAUACGACGUCCGAACUGUGGUAACGGAGAAAAGAAAAAAGUUGAAAGAUGCGUUCGGGCGAGACAUCUCUCCGCGUAUGAGGUCCACCUCGCUAUCGCCGCUCGAAGACCCCUCGCCCUCGCGAACGCGACGGUCCUUUUCCAGGAGUCGAAGAUCUGCGUCUCGAGGUCGAAAAUCAUUGUCCAGAAUAAGGAGGUCGCCGUCGAGGGGACGCAAGUCACCCUCGAGAAAUAGGCGGUCCCUCUCGCGCGCCCGAAAGUCUCCAUCCAGGAGUCGCAGAUCACCGUCCAGAAUCCGCAAGUCGCCAUCGCGCGGCCGCAGAUCGCGCUCCCUUGGAAGAAAAUCGCCUUCCAGAGGGAGGUUGUCGGUACCGAGAGUGCGCGGCUCGCCUCUCAGGGCGAGGAAUUCUCCGCUCAGAGGUCGCAGCUCUCAGCUCCGAGUGCGACGCUCGGCGUCCAGAGGUCGGCGCUCGCCGUCGUCCGUUAUACUGAGGCGCGCGCGCGUGUCUCUGUCGCCGCGCUCCGCAACGCCGCGCAUCUCCCCGCGCCGCUCGCCGUGCCGCUCGCCGCGCCGCUCGCCGGAACGCAAGCGGCGCCGCUCAGUGUCGGCUCGCCGCCGCGCCUCGCCGCGCCGUCGCCGCUCGCUGUCGCGCGGCAGGAAGCGGCGCAGGUCCGCCUCGCGCAGUCCCAAGCCGAAACCCACUAAAAAGAAGAAACGCUCGCGCUCCGAGCGACCCUCCUCCCGCCGCCGCUCGCCGCGACAAAAAUCGCCCAAGAGGAAAAAGAACAAACGCCCGACUGCCAGCCGCUCGCCCGAGCCCGCGCCGCUACGACCCGUCGCGGCAGAAUGGUCGCCGCCCUCAGUUGACUCGCGUCUGUUGUCGCCGCGCACUCCGCCGCCCGACCUCUCGCCCGACCCCUGCCAACUGAGAGUCAUCGUCGCCGCAGACGACAAGCGGAAGCGCAAGGAGAAGAGGCGGCGCGACCCCGACCGUCAGCGACACAAGCGGAUUCGCGACACCGUCGGCCCCUCCAAGGAGGUGUUCACCUCCGGGGACAACAUUCUCGUCAGCGUCAGCUUCAAAGAUCAGGAGCGGGACGAGCAGGGGGAGAAGCGCAAGCGCCGGGAGACGAAAAGAGAAAAGAGAAAGCGGAAGAGGGCGACCGUGCCGCCCGAGGCGGAGACCGCGAAGCCCGUCGCCAUCAUCGAUCUCGAGCGUUCGCCCUUCCGCGAGCUGACGCCGUCCCCGAAGAACGUCAUAGUGCUGAGCGACAGCGACCACGGCGAGAAGGAGGAGACCGAGGCUAGCGAGAGGCGGGAGGUCGGCGUCGUCCGGCCGGCGGAGGUCGAGAACACGGCCGUCGUGGAGCCCCUGCCGAGCGCACCCCCCCCUGCCGGGCCCAAGACGCCGCCCGAGCCCGAGGCGCCGCCGGAGCCCGCCGCCUCCCCGCGCUCGGCCGCCUCGCCCGCAUCACCCGCCUCCGCGGCCUCCGCGCGCUCGCCCGACGCCUACGACCCGUACGAGCCCACGCGCUCGCCCUCCGCGUCGCCCGGCGGCAGCGCGGCGGGCGGUGGCGGCGGCGGCGGCGGCGGCUCCAUGACGCUGGAGGCGGCGCAGCGCACCAACCUGUCGGCGGACGAGGUGUUGGCGCGGCGGCCGCUGUCGCCCAUGGAGAAGGUGCUGGCGCUGCUGCAGUCGACGCGCGAGGAGGCGCCGGAGCCCCCGCCCGGCCCGGAGGCGGAGGCGCCGCCGCGCGUGAUGCUGCCGGAGGCGCCGCGAGCACCGCCCAAGCUGUUCGUGGGCAAGGCGGAGCCCAUCAAGUCGCAGCCGGUGAAGCCGAUGGCGCGGCGCGAGGACGAGGCGGCGGACUCGCCCUACUCGCCGGGCUCCAGCGACUUCGGCGACCUGUUCGAGCCGCCCGCGCCCUCCGGCCCGCCCUCGCUCGCCGGCAAGCGGGACAUCUUCGACGCGCUCUUCGACAAGCCGCCCUCGAAGCUGCGCAAGAACAAAUCCUCCGCCGCCAAAGUGCCUGUUAAACUUAAUAAAAAGAAAGGAAUCAAAACUCAUGUGGGAGUCAAAAUAGACGAGGAUAACCUGAAGAUCUUGGACGACCUGCCGAGCUCAGCCGUCGAGAUGCAGGUCAAGAGCAAGUUCUUGAAGAAGCUGAACCGUCAGGAGCGUGUGGUGGAGGAGGUGAAGCUGGUGCUGAAGCCGCACUAUAACAAGAAACACGUCACCAAGGAAGAGUACAAGGACAUCCUGCGCCGCGCCGUGCCCAAGAUUUGUCACAACAAAUCGGGCGAAAUAAAUCCUACGAAGAUUCAAGCGCUAGUUGAGGCUUACGUGAAGAAGUUUAGGAAAAAACACAAACUGGGCCUGGCGUAGCGAUUGUGUCUAGUUUGUAUCAUAGUGCAGGCAGAUAAUCAGAUUUAUUGUAAUUAAUAAUUUAUGUA
This is a messenger RNA of Papilio machaon (common yellow swallowtail), 6811 nucleotides long. RefSeq names its product PHD and RING finger domain-containing protein 1-like. The record is from RefSeq and is a predicted model, not a curated record. NCBI's taxonomy places the organism in Eukaryota, Metazoa, Arthropoda, Insecta, Lepidoptera, Papilionidae. The transcript is spliced from 9 exons. Bases 255 to 6743 code for a protein of 2162 amino acids.